AUGUCAUUCACUUCACAGAACUAUUCCCUGAUUACCGGCGAAGACGAGGACGCUCAAGAGAAAGCAUUCUCGAGCCAGCUCACGAUCCGACCUGUCGAGGUCAGAAGGCAUCGGUGGUGGCCUUGGGCGCUUCAUGGCGCCUUGAUCAGCUUGUACACCAUCGUGUUCCUGACCUGGGCGGUAUCUCUACAUCGUUCUCGCUCUGUGAAAUUUAAUAAGUGCGCUUCAAAGCAAUCAAUGUACUCCCCAGCCCACGAAGCCGUUCACUAUGAAACUAUUCGCUUCAAUGGCUCUCUCGACUUCCCAUCGCCGUAUGCGGGACCCCCAAGUCCAGCCAUCGACGCUGCUUGGGAUCGCAUCACGACAAACAACGCGCUGUGGACGAUCCGCCUCUCAGAUGACGACCUGAGGCGCAUUCACAAAGCUGGGAGACCUUCUAACGUGAGGUACCGACUCGAAGACGGCGGUGGUAAUAUGGGUUCCAUCGAGGUCUUCCACCAACUUCACUGCCUUAAUAUGCUCCGGAAGUACACAUACCCGAAGGAGUAUCCUGAGCUCCAGAAUUUGUGGACGACGCGACCCAAGUUUAUUCGUAGCCAUUUAGACCACUGUAUCGAGAUGAUUAGGCAGAACCUCAUGUGCGCUAGCGACAUCGGUGUCAUAUCGUAUGAUUGGAUCUCCGGCUGGGACAAGCCUUUCCCCGACUUCAACACAUACCACAAGUGCAGGAACUUCGACAGCAUCUUGGAUUGGGCGGAGAGGCAUCGCGUUCGUGUCCCUUCUUCACAUAUCCAGCGCUCGGGAGACGAGAUUGACCUCGAACUAGUAGUGAUAAAAGCACAUCAGUUGGAACUUUGA
Cyclocybe aegerita is the source of this 858-nucleotide messenger RNA. NCBI's taxonomy places the organism in Eukaryota, Fungi, Basidiomycota, Agaricomycetes, Agaricales, Hemipholiotaceae. The record is from the annotation of a GenBank genome assembly.